Molecule: messenger RNA, 291 nt
Organism: Fulvia fulva
Lineage: Eukaryota; Fungi; Ascomycota; Dothideomycetes; Mycosphaerellales; Mycosphaerellaceae
Exons: 2
Coding region: 1-291 (96 amino acids)
Source: RefSeq, a predicted model, not a curated record
AUGCGGGUGUUGGAGGAAGCCUAUUUGCUGAUCGUGUGCCAAGGUCCCAUCAAGAAUCAACCAUGGGAACCGCACGGUGAAGAGGAAGACGAAGAGGAAGAGACAGAGCAAGAGCAAAAGCAAGAGCAACAGCAAGAGCAACAGCAAGAGCAACAGCAAGAGCAACAGCAAGAGCGAAAUAAUCUAGCCCACUCCCAGCUGCGAGCAGCCGGCGGGAAGUGCGGUGGUCGACAGGCUGUCGCGGCCAAUGCUGAAGCUGACGGACAGCGUGACUACAGUCUCACGAAAUGA